AUGGCGCCUACAUAUGCAACAGCUCUCACCGGCGGCGAGGGCUGUGACUUCUCCGACAUAGAAGACAUUCGCGACGGCUUCUCGGAGAUGACAAGUCUAUUCGCCGCCGCAACGCCCUUCGAUCCUACAUCGCAGCCUGCACGAGAGUUUUUCAGCCCCUCGAUAACGGCCAACUACACGGACAUGAUAGCCACGAACCUCCAGCGAGCGGCAAACUACGGCGUCCUAGAAGGAGGAAUUGGUGCCGUAAACUCGGACAUCCACAUACGCUGCGACGAUCCCAUGAAGCUCUGCGACAAAGGAAACAAGCGCGAAGGCGACCACGCAGCCUACAACAUCGGCAACGAACCUCACAUCGUCUUCUGCCGGGACUACUUCCGCAUGGAUUCCCUCACCGGCCGUAUAAACAAGAAAGCCGACAACCAGAUGGAAAAGGAUCGUCUGAUGGAGUAUUACAACCGCGCCUCACUCUGGGCACGCAUGGUCAUGCACUUCUCUUCCAUCGGCACCGCAGUCGUCGAGCGCCCCGUCCCCGCACCUCCCAACUCGACCAGCGAAUGGCUCCUCGUCACCUCCCAAGGCGCAAUGAACACGUCCGUCCUCGCCGGCGUCCUCAACGAACAGCCCGAAACCCCGACAGACUUCCAGACGCUCAAGUACGCGUACGGCGCCACGCGCUCCAAACUCCUCGCCAUCCUCUCUACACAGAUGAGCUACGACGCGGCCAAUAACGCGGAGAAUUACGCCUUGUAUGCGUUGGCGCAGUACAUUAUCAAGAAUAAAGGCUUCUAUCCGAGUGUCCCGAUCAUGGAUUUUCCAAAUGAAGCGAGUGUGCUUACGAAUGAGAAUUUGCAGGAUGGGGAAAGGGUCAAGUAUGCGUAUUUUGAUGCGGCGGACGUGGUAGCAAGGCCGACGGGUAUGGAGUUGAAGGGGGCGCCGCUUCCGUCAGCGGGGUCGGGCAAGAUGUUUGGAGCGGUGCCGGGUAUGGUUAUUGCAGUGGGAAUUGGAGCGAGCUUGGUGUUGUUGCCCUUUGGAUGA
Messenger RNA from Alternaria postmessia, 1038 nucleotides. RefSeq lists its product as uncharacterized. Lineage: Eukaryota; Fungi; Ascomycota; Dothideomycetes; Pleosporales; Pleosporaceae. The transcript is spliced from 2 exons. Bases 1 to 1038 code for a protein of 345 amino acids. The record is from RefSeq and is a predicted model, not a curated record. Gene Ontology annotation, molecular function: metallopeptidase activity.